Neoarthrinium moseri is the source of this 990-nucleotide messenger RNA. RefSeq lists its product as uncharacterized. The transcript is spliced from 3 exons. The record is from RefSeq and is a predicted model, not a curated record. Lineage: Eukaryota; Fungi; Ascomycota; Sordariomycetes; Amphisphaeriales; Apiosporaceae. The coding region runs from base 1 to 990 and encodes 329 amino acids.
AUGGGGCCGACGCUCGGAAGUUUGUGGACACAAUUCUUUCCUCCGAAACCUCAAUUUACUGAGAAGGAUGUUCCCAAUCUUGAAGGAAAAGUGUAUAUUGUCUCGGGAUCGAAUACGGGUGUUGGCAAAGAUUUAGCACGAAUUUUGUACGAAAAGAAUGCUAAGGUGUAUAUCGCUGCGCGUUCCGAGCCCAAAGCCCAAAGGGCGAUCGCAGAGAUGAGAAGAGCAGCACCUAGCUCAAGGGGAGACCUAGUGUUUAUGCCCUUAGAUUUGAAUGACUUAACCACCAUUAAAGGCUCUGUUGGGCGGUUUCUCGCUGCUGAAAGCAAACUCCACGCUCUUUUCAACAACGCUGGUGUCAUGUCUACCGAGACGGACCUGGUAAAGAGCAAACAGGGCUAUGAAAUACAUAUUGGCGUCAACAAUUUGGGGACAUUCUUAUUCACACAGCUGCUUACCCUUAUUCUCGUGAACACUGCGAAAACAGAGCGACCCAAUAGCGUUCGCGUAAUUUGGGUCUCAUCUUCAGGCACAGAGUUCCGCGGCCACGAGCGUGUGGGCGUAUCUCUAGACAACCUGGACUACCACAACAUCAUUCCUCCGCUAGAUCGAUACGCAAUCAGUAAGGCUGGGAAUUGGGCGCAGGGGGUUGAUUUUGCCCGGCGGCAUAAGGCCGAUGGGGUAUUGAGCAUCCCCUUGAACCCAGGAAACUUGGCUUCAGAGCUUUACCGAGAUCAAGGUGCCAUUUUCAAAUUGUUCCUCAAGUUGAUCACUUAUCCGACGCUCUUUGGCGCGUACACGGAACUGUAUGCCGGAAUUUCACCAGAUAUCACUCUUGAGAUGUCAGGCACCUGGGUUAUCCCGUUCGGUCGCAUAUACCCCAUUCGCAAAGACUUAGUAGAUGCUACUAAGACGGAGGCUGAAGGGGGAACGGGUGGAGCGAGCAAAUUUUGGGAAUGGUGUGAAGAACAAGUCAGUCCGUAUCGAUGA